Messenger RNA from Camellia sinensis, 2165 nucleotides. RefSeq names its product AT-rich interactive domain-containing protein 6. The record is from RefSeq and is a predicted model, not a curated record. Gene Ontology annotation, biological process: regulation of transcription by RNA polymerase II. Gene Ontology annotation, molecular function: DNA binding. NCBI's taxonomy places the organism in Eukaryota, Viridiplantae, Streptophyta, Magnoliopsida, Ericales, Theaceae. Gene Ontology annotation, cellular component: nucleus.
GUUCUUUGAGCUACUAUGAUAUGAAACCGCAGAACCAGAGGCCGCCCCUGCCCAUGGUUCAUCGCUGUUGUUGUUGUUGUUAGUGCUGCGGUACCUACCGGCGUCUUCCCUUCACGAAAACACCUCUCUCCUCUGCUUCCGGCGCGACCAUGGAGUAUCGUCAGAACAACACCCCACCCCUACUUGCCUUAUCUUGUGCGUUAUUUUCUAUGUAUCCGCCGCGGAUUUAAGCAUUUAUGUCGUGUAUACACAUAGUACGUAUAUACUUUCCUUUUCCGAAACUGAAACCCUAGCUCGAAGCCAUUGCAUCACUUUCCAAGUCCUUUUCCCCUCGACUUGCUUUGAACUUGAAGCUCUGGCUAUUGUUUCAUCGCAAUAAGCUCUCAAGAUUCGACUGACAAUAGUUCCGAAUUGGGAUAAGCAAGGUGGAGAUGGAGAAUAGCAAAGCACAAGAGCAGGCAAUUUCGGUUGAUGGACAGGUUUUGGAGAGCAACCUUGUUGAUGCGAAAGUUGAACGGCAUCGAGAAGACUUGCCUGCUGCAGCAGUCACACAGGACCAAAACCCUGGUGAAACAAGCUUGGAAGACAAAAAACCUAGCGAUAAAGUGACUGAAGGUCAAAACCCUAAUGAAAAUGGUGUGGAGGACCAAGAACUUGGCGAUGAUAAGCAAUUGCCCAUUGAAUUGCCUGUGAAGGAUGCUCACCAGAUUGAGAAAGAAGGAUUGAUAAUUGUGCCAGCUGAGCCAUUCCAUAACACAGCUGCUGCUACUAAUGUUGCUGAAGUUGAUGUGGGCCUUGACAAGGUGCCAGAACAUAAAGAUGCAGAUCCUAAUGCUCGUCCUGCAAAUCAGUAUGAACCUGUCACACCCAAUUCCCUUGUGAAAUGUUCAAAUGCAAUAACUGGAUAUGACAGUAAAGAAACAUCCAAGAAUUGGUUGAUUGAAUCGAACUUAAAGAUGACAGAGGAUGAUGAGUCUGGAACACCGGAGGACCAAGCAGCAUUCCUGAAGGAGCUGGAAAGUUUCUAUAGAGAAAGGUCCAUGGAAUUCAAACCCCCUAGGUUUUAUGGGCAUCCACUAAAUUGCCUCAAAUUAUGGAGAGCUGUCAUUUGUUUGGGUGGCUACGACAGGGUAACUGGAUCCAAGUUAUGGCGGCAAGUGGGAGAGUCGUUCCACCCUCCGAAGACCUGCACAACAGUUUCUUGGACAUUUCGCAUUUUCUAUGAGAAGGCACUUUUGGAAUAUGAAAGGCAUAAGAGGCAAAGUGGUGAGCUCCAACUUACUGUUGCAGCCCUCCCUGAGCCUUCAAGUAUUGAAACUGAAGCAAAUGAUUACCAAGUUCCUGGAUCAGGUAGGGCACAAAGGGGUGCUGCAGCUCGUGCCAUGCAGGGGUGGCACGUCCAGCGUCUUAUUGGUUAUGGUGAAGUUGGUGAGCCUACUAUUAAGGACAAGAACUUCAAUAAUAUGCCGAAGCGUGAAAAAAGUCUCAAAAGCAUCGGUUCAGUAAAACACAAGAGACCAACAGAGGUUGAGCAUUCCGUGAAAGCUGCACGAACCGAAACAACUAAGCAGUUGGUGACAACAGUUGCUGAUGUUGGCCCCCCUGCUGAUUGGGUGAAGAUCAACGUUCGUGAAACUAAAGAUAGUUUUGAGGUUUAUGCCUUAGUCCCGGGGCUAUUGCGCGAAGAGGUGCGAGUUCAAUCAGAUCCAGCCGGCCGACUGGUUAUUACAGGUCAACCGGAGCAGCCUGACAAUCCCUGGGGUAUCACAGCCUUCAAAAAGGUGGUUAGUUUACCUGCAAGAAUUGAUCCGCUUCAGACAUCUGCGGUGGUUAGCCUGCAUGGUCGACUCUUUGUUCGUGUCCCUUUUGAGCAGUCAAAUAUCUGAUGAUAGUUUGAAUGGUUCCAAUAUUUAGGGAUGAGAUUAAUUAUUGAAGAUAUAAACAUUUCUAGGAAGGAUUGAAAGUAAGAAGAUCAGAGGAGCAUCAGCUAAUACCUUAUUGUUUGUGUUUGCAUUUUAGAAAUUAUUUUGAGAGGCAGUGGCUGUGCUAGAAUUUUAGAAAUUUGUUUGUGAAAUAAGUUUUAUGAACAAUGCAUGGGACUUCACCUAAUUUUAAUAAUUAAUUCCAAUUUUAAAAAGAAAAAACCUACUGCAACAACCAAACUA